AUGGCAAUGCAGCUUGAUAUGUCUCAGGCUUCGGUCCUGAAGGACGAGCAGGGACGGCCGUUUAUUGUCGUUCGGGAUCAAGGAAAGAAGAAGAGACAACAUGGCACUGAGGCCGUCAAGUCACACAUUGUUGCUGCUAAGACCGUGGCCAGCAUCAUCAAGUCUUCUCUGGGUCCCCGCGGUCUCGAUAAGAUUUUGAUCUCCCCCGACGGCGAUAUCACCGUCACCAACGAUGGCGCAACCAUUCUUGGACAGAUGGAAAUUACAAACAACGUUGCAAAGUUGCUGGUUGAACUCUCGAAGUCCCAAGACGAGGAAAUUGGUGAUGGCACAACUGGUGUCGUGGUGCUGGCAGCGGCCAUGCUGGAACAGGCUUCCGACCUCAUUGACAAAGGCAUCCACCCCAUCCGUAUUGCCGACGGAUACGACCAGGCCUGUGAUAUUGCCAUUGCCGAGCUUGAUCGCAUCAGUGACGAGAUUAUCUUCAGCCGUGAAGAUACCACCAACCUCCUUAAAGUGGCCAAGACCAGUCUAGGCAGCAAAAUUGUUUCUAAGUCUCACGACCAGUUCGCCCAGAUUGCUGUCGAUGCAGUGCUCUCAGUUGCCGACUUUGAGCACAAGGACGUCGACUUCGAGCUCAUCAAGGUUGACGGUAAGGUCGGUGGAUCCCUUGAGGAUUCGCUGCUCGUCCACGGUGUCAUUGUGGACAAGGAUUUCUCUCACCCCCAGAUGCCCGAUGAGGUUCGGGAUGCUAAAUUGGCUAUCUUGACCUGUCCCUUCGAGCCCCCUAAGCCCAAGACCAAGCACAAGCUUGACAUCACAUCUGUCGACGAGUUCAAGAAGUUGCAGAACUAUGAGAAAGAGAAGUUCACGGAGAUGAUUCAGCAAUUGAAGGAUUCGGGCGCCAAUCUCGUCAUCUGCCAAUGGGGCUUUGACGAUGAAGCCAACCACCUUCUGCUCCAGAACGACUUGCCUGCCGUUCGGUGGGUUGGUGGGCCUGAGAUCGAGUUGAUUGCCAUUGCCACAAACGGCCGCAUUGUGCCCCGCUUCGAGGAUUUGACCGCCGACAAGCUCGGCACGGCUGGUAAGGUCCGUGAGAUGAGCUUCGGAACUACGAGAGAGAAGAUGUUGGUCAUCGAGGAGUGUGCCAACUCUCGGGCAGUGACAAUUUUCGUCCGUGGAAGUAACAAGAUGAUCAUCGACGAGGCCAAGCGGUCACUACACGAUGCCUUGUGUGUCGUCCGCAACCUGGUCCGUGAUAACCGCGUGGUCUACGGUGGCGGUGCUGCUGAGAUUGCUUGCUCCCUCGCCGUGGAGGAGGCCGCUGUCAAGAGCCCGGGUAUUGAGCAAUAUGCCAUGCGCGCCUUUGCCGAUGCGCUGGAUGCGGUUCCCUUGGCUCUCUCCGAGAACUCUGGCUUGAGCCCUAUUGAGACCCUCGCCUCUAUCAAGUCGCGCCAGGUUAAGGAGAAGAACACUCGUCUCGGUGUUGACUGCAUGAUGACUGGUACCAACGAUAUGCGUGAACACUUUGCCAUCGACCCUCUUAUUGGCAAGCGCCAGCAACUUCUGCUUGCUACUCAACUGUGCCGCAUGGUUCUUAAGAUCAACAAUGUCAUUAUCUCCGGUGAUGAUCAGUCUGAGUUCUAG
Messenger RNA from Penicillium bovifimosum, 1647 nucleotides. RefSeq names its product chaperonin-containing T-complex subunit CCT5. Lineage: Eukaryota; Fungi; Ascomycota; Eurotiomycetes; Eurotiales; Aspergillaceae. The record is from RefSeq and is a predicted model, not a curated record. Gene Ontology annotation, molecular function: ATP-dependent protein folding chaperone; ATP hydrolysis activity; ATP binding. The coding region runs from base 1 to 1647 and encodes 548 amino acids. Gene Ontology annotation, biological process: protein folding. The transcript has 10 exons. Gene Ontology annotation, cellular component: chaperonin-containing T-complex.